Messenger RNA from Anopheles stephensi (Asian malaria mosquito), 2723 nucleotides. RefSeq names its product zinc finger protein 471-like. NCBI's taxonomy places the organism in Eukaryota, Metazoa, Arthropoda, Insecta, Diptera, Culicidae. The transcript is spliced from 2 exons. Gene Ontology annotation, molecular function: zinc ion binding. The coding region runs from base 166 to 1602 and encodes 478 amino acids. Gene Ontology annotation, cellular component: nucleus. The record is from RefSeq and is a predicted model, not a curated record.
CAACUGAAGUUGUUGAGAUCGGAAAAAAAGAAAAAGCGAAAACAAUUUGUUGUAGACGACAAUGAAGCAAAAGUGGUGUGAAAAAUGUGAAAAUACAGCACGAAAUACAUAAUUUGCCAACCGUAGCACAGCACAUUUCACGGUACACACGCACACCCAACCGCAAUGGAAAUGGCACGGAAAAGCGCGCCCAGUACGGGCGCCACUACCGCGGCUGAAUCUAGGGCGGCCCUUAUCGAUUUGAAGAAAAUCUGUCGCAUAUGUGGAAAAACGGAUGAAACGCUUACAUCGGUGCAUUCGCGGUACCAGAACGACCUGCGGGGCAAGAUAGCAAAGUAUCUGAACGUGGAUAUCGAAGAGAAUGGCACACUGCCGACGAAAAUUUGCUUCUGCUGCAAAGACAUCAUCACCAAGUGGCACGACCUGUUCGAGAAGUGCCGUGUGAUGGAGGAACGGUUUGAAUCGAUACUGAAAUCCUGCGAAGAGCAACGACAACAGGAAUUGCUAGCGAAUGGUACUAACGACGAACAGACGGAUAACAAUGAUCAUUCAUCGAAAGAAGAUGCUGAGCCUGGUGGCAGCAGGUUGGAGAGUGUUGCUAGUGCUGCACCACAGCAAUCAGCAACAUCCCCACACGAUCAAGAAUCAAAGAAAAGUCAAAAAUCUUCAUCUAAAGGCAGAACAAUUACGUGCACGUUUUGCCGCACGAAUGGUGGUUCCGGCAGCACGGGAUUCGAUUCCCAAACGGCACUAGUAGAUCACUUGAAGGAUCAACAUUGGGAGCAGAUUUUCCAUUGCGAACAGUGUGACAACUAUCUUGAUAGGGCUCUCUUAAUCGAGCACAUGACGAUGCAUGCAUUAAGCUUGCUGCAACCUGCGUCCGCAACCGAAGGAACGGAACAGGAACCGGAAAGCAUGGCAUCCGGCUCGGGCCUAGGAGAAGAUGAACCCGAGGGCGAAUUGGAAGAGGCUGAAGGGAGUCAGCAAACGACGGAAAUAAAAUCCGGAGAAGGUAGCACGAACAAGGAAAACGAUGAGAAGGAUCUGGCGACCGCCACUCCCGACGCGAUGAAAGCCGUGGAAGGCCGUAAACUGUAUUGCUACAUCUGUGAGAAGACACUGGGCAACCGAAGCGCGUACUCGUACCACGUGAACCAGGUGCAUUUGAACAUCAAAAAGUUCGAUUGUACGUUCUGCGAGAAAAAGUUUGGCAAUCGCCGUUUGCUGAACAAUCACAUUGCCAAUCUGCACUCGCGGGAACGCAACUUCGGAUGCACCGUGUGCGACAAGCGGUUCAAAACGAACGUUGCACUGUACAAUCACAUGCGGGUGCACGACGACAAGCUACAGUUUAGCUGCCGGUUUUGUGACAAAAAGUUCCGGUUCCGGAAUCAUCUCGUAAGCCACGAGCUGGUCCAUCUGGAUGAGCGAAACUAUUCCUGCAGCCAGUGCGACAAGAAGUUCAACACGAACGAAUGUCUGCAGAAGCACAAACUGACGCACGUUACGACGGAACCGUACCAGUGUCCGCUGUGUGGAUUCAGCACGAAGCAAAAGCGCUAUCUGGUGCUGCAUGCCAAGCGCAUCCACAUGGUACGAUAGAAUGUUGGGGAACGGAGCCAAAAAACGAGAAGAGAAACGACGAUACUCAGCAUACUACUCUCUUUAUUCCGAUGGUAAGUAAUAAGUAAAGCAGUAAAUUAUUUGAUUUUAGGCCAAAUUAACAAGCUACAGCUUAGCGAUGCGGGUGUAUGUAACAACCCAGCGCUGUGGUUAAAAGACAGAUAAGUAGUACGAACACGAAGUGGGUAGAUGGUCAGAAUGAGCAUCAUACUACAGGCAUGAUCUGAACUGGAUCAUGGAAAUCGAUAAACACAUUCUCUAAGCUACCGGUGUACCUGAAAACAAAGAAGGAAGGAAAAAACAAAACGUUAGUAUAUAGAACAUGCGAUUGUCGUCAUUUUAGUGCAGCCAACAUCAGAGAAACGAUGGAUGCGCGAGGCACACGAUCAUCACGAAUCAUCCGCAGCAAGACAAAAAGCCCUAAACACAUGUCGUAGUCAAAACAGAAAAGCUAAACGAAAUCUACUUCAAUUCGAACAAAUUAUCUAGCGUAUGCGUACAUCAUGGUAAUAUAUAAAUAUAAUAUAUAUUUAGUAUGUCGUGUUGCCAGCCGUUACGUAGAACAACACAUGUAAGAAGCAGCAGGCGGCAGGAGGCUCUUUUUACCAGUAUGCCAUUAUUUAAACUUCACAGGCGGGAUUCGGCAAGCCGCGUCCCGCAUGUGCGUUGUUCAUUUUUGUGUAAUGUUAAGCGUUUUCGUUUUUUUUUUACAUGCUAGGUUAGUUAGCUUCGUUAAAGAAUGCCCCACGUAUCGCCCCGUGACUGUUAUUCGCAAACUGGUAGUGGAAUGUGCCACACAGAGACACUGAACUUGUUUCUUUGUUUAAUUUGUAUUACGUGCUGUACUUGUUUCGACUGAAAGCUGCUUCAGAUCUGAUCGCCAGUAUUUAUUCCACGCCAAUGUUAGGCGAGCAGCAUUUUGUUUAGUGCUGAGUCAGUUGUUUGGGCAGUAUUUAUUAUUAACUUAUUUAUUUAUUUGUGUCAUCUAUGGGUAGUGAAUCGUUACUGUUAAUCUGUAAGAACGCGUAUUUAUUAAUCGGCCCCAAAUAAAUUAAGUAGAACGUGCUAAGUUAUUCUCUGUCGUAGCGCCAAUAGAAAGA